AUGAACGUCGUUGUUGGAAUGUCCCACCUGAGAAAGUUAAGCUUGAUGUCGCCAUUGCAGAUGCUACACACAACAAAAAGAAAACUAUCGUCCGUCACUGCCAAGAACCAUGCCUCUUUGGAGAGUCUACUAGAGUUGGUCCCUCAGACUGCCACUAAAUUCAUUACUAAGAACUUACCUGCAGCCCCCGUUGGGUCCAGGGGGACCUUUGGUGGUACAUUGGUGGCACAAUCUUUAUUAGCGUCUCUAUACACUGUUCCCACCAAUUUCGUCCCAACGUCUUUACGUUGUUAUUUCAUCAAUGGUGGUGAUCCAACCAAUAUGAUCACUUACCAAGUGGAGAAGUUAAGAGAUGGUAGGAAUUUUAUUCACAGACAAAUCCGUGCUUAUCAACAUAACAAAUUAAUUUUCCAAUCGAUGAUUCUGUUCUCGAACCAACGAAACUCCAACGAUGCUCAUGACUCUUUACAUCAUUUAGCACAUUUGGAUAACUUGACACCCCUACCACCAACAGAGACACACCAGGAUGCUGCUUCAUUAUACACAGAAAAAAUUAUCAAGAAUGGGAAUUUGCAAAGGUACGCUCAUCUUUCUGAAAGAUUUCUAGACACAGAACACUUACAAAGACAAAUUGACACUUUCGAAACUGGUCCCAUGGAGUAUCAAUUCCCCAAGGAUAUCUUCUACACUCAAAAUAAGCAAGAGAUGUUAAAAUACUACGUGCGCAUAAGACAACCCAUCAUUCAGACUCAGGAUGACGCCGCCGUCGCUUCAGAAACCAAGCUGAUCACCCCGGAGACAGAUGCCAGAUACAACUACGUCGCAUUUGCAUACUUGUCUGACUCGUACCUGUUGUUGACAUUGCCCUAUUUCCACGAACUGCCGCUGUAUUCGCACAAUUUCAGUGUGUCGUUGGACCACACGGUAUACUUCCAUCAAUUGCCCGCGGUGAAUGAUUGGAUCUUCCUGCGUGUGAAGAGCGUGAGAUCACAUUGGGAUAAGCAUUUGGUGCAAGGUGAGUACUACGACACCAGGUCCGGGGAUAUUGUGGCUAGUGUGUCGCAAGAGGGAUUGGUUAGUUAUGAUUCUGAAGAGGCCAUCAGAGCCAAAUUUUGA
Naumovozyma castellii is the source of this 1116-nucleotide messenger RNA. It is a transcript of the gene TES1, whose product is annotated as palmitoyl-CoA hydrolase. The transcript has a single exon. Lineage: Eukaryota; Fungi; Ascomycota; Saccharomycetes; Saccharomycetales; Saccharomycetaceae. Bases 1 to 1116 code for a protein of 371 amino acids. The record is from RefSeq and is a predicted model, not a curated record.